AUGGCGGCGCCGAGCCGCGCGGGGCAGGAGAUGAGCCUGGCGGCCUUAAAGCGGCACGACCCGUUCAUCACCAGCAUCGCGGACGUGACCGGCCAGGUCGCGCUCUACAGCUUCAGCGCCAAGGACAACGAGUGGGAGAAGACAGACAUAGAAGGUACCUUAUUUGUGUACAAAAGGUCAGCCUCUCCUUAUCAUGGUUUUACAAUAGUGAAUCGACUUAACAUGCACAACCUGGUUGAACCAGUAAAUAAAGACUUGGAGUUCCAGCUCCAUGAACCUUUUCUUCUCUACAGAAAUGCCAGCUUGUCAAUUUACAGUAUCUGGUUUUAUGACAAGGACGACUGCCAUCGAAUAGCAAAACUCAUGGCUAAAGUGGUGGAACAAGAAGCUCAGAGAUCUCAGCAAGUUUGCCAGGACAGGAAAAGUCCCAGCAGACCCAAUGGCUGCAGUGAAAAUAGGCCCAUCGACAUCCUGGAAAUGCUCAGUAAAGCCAAGGAUGAAUACGAAAGAAAUCAGAUCAGUGAUUUGAGUAUUGUAUCAAGUUCUGGAAUGCAGCAGAACACAAGCCCCCCAAAACCAGAAGCCACAGAGACUUCAGAACAUGCAACUGCAUUACAAAUGCACGAGCAGCCAUUUCAGUCAAGACAAAAGCACCUGACUCUGGAAGAAUUGUUUGGAACUUCGGUGCCGAAGGAGCAGGCAGCGGCUCCGUGUCCUGCCCCGGAGCGGCUGGAGAGGCCGCAGGCCGAGGCCGCGGCCCGCGAGCAGCGCGGGCUGCUCUUGCCCUUCCCCUUCGAGCAGCCGGCAGCGACGCAGCAGCCGCUGGGGAAGCCCGAGAGCCCCGGGGUUAAAACGGGGCCCGGCGCCCUCCCUCACCAGGAGGGUUUGACGCCUCUGCGAAUACCUGCAGCUCCAGCUUCCCGGCCUGACGUUAAAAACCUUCCGAGCUACWCGGUGCGCUUGAGCCCCGUUCUGAGUUCAGCCUCGACAGGGGAAGCUGCCCCUGCUCAGAUGCUUCCUGGCCUAAAACAAACCAACAGCAUCAUGCAAGUUAUGCAGCAAGCUGCCAGGCAGAUCUCCCCGCUAGUGAAUCAGCUGCCGUCUGACAUGAACCACGCUCCACAAAGUCUUAUGGCUGGCCAAAGCCAGUUGAUACCACCCUUGACAUCAACAAACACAGGAACUGUCUCGAAUACGUCCCAUUCAAGUGUUGAUCUUCUCCAGAAACUCAGGUUGACCCCGCAGCAUGACCAAAUGCAGCAGCAGUCUGGCACUAAGUCUGCCUUAACCCCGAAUGCCUCUGCCUCCCUCGGCCAACUUGCAACACCGGAGAGCUUCAAAGAAUCUCACAGUAAACCACCAACCUUGAACAGCAAGAUAAUCUCUCCACUUCAGGCUGUACAACAAAACAAGGAAUCGGAAGGAUUUCCACAGGCAAAGGCUGGGUCUAAAGCAAGUCAAGUUGCACCUCCACUGUUUGUUACAACCUCGACCACAGUAGCUCCUUCAAUCCUCUUGUCUCCCAGCGUGUUCCAGCAGGCUGCUACAAAAACUCCUGAGGUUGAGAAUAAAGCCACUUCUUCCUCUCCUGUAACACUUGGAACAACAGAGAUGCAGACAAUGGCCCCCACUGUUCUCAGUAGGGCUCAGCUUCAGGAGGCGCUGAUACAUCUAAUAAAGAAUGAUUCCCACUUUCUUAGCACGAUCCAUGAAGUCUACUUGCAAGUCCUAACCAAGAAUACAGACAACAACAAGCUAUAAUCAAAAUGAAAUCUGCUUGGAAUACGUCCACUCUAGAAACAAUUAUGCCUCAUAUAUAUAAAAAUAUGUAACUAAUAUUUUUUUAAAAGAAUAUUUAGUUUUCAAUGUCUUGAAUUUGAACCUAUUAGGAAAGACUGUUCCUUAAAUACURAGGAAAGUAGCGCUCUCAGACGUUAUCUAGGUUUUCACUGUGAUCAUCACCAGCAAACCUUUGUUUUUACUGGGACAGGGAAUUAAGUUGCAUGUGAGCUCUCAUUAACGUUAAGCAGAAGUGCAGAUGUUUGCUCUGGCUUUCAUUCCAAGCUGUCUUUGCUUUUCAAGAACUGCAGCAUCAGGGCUACGUCAGCCAGCAAAUACAUCAUAUGCUAGGCUACAUCAGAACAGCAGAACCCAUAUGUAUGAACCUAGGCCCAAUUCUAAGAACUAACCAAGAGCAGGAGAGGAUGAGGCCUUGUGUUUAAGCUGCCAGGUGCAGGGAAGAGAGUGGGGAAUUGAGCCUCA
This is a messenger RNA of Nothoprocta perdicaria, 2262 nucleotides long. It is a transcript of the gene DCP1A, whose product is annotated as decapping mRNA 1A. Gene Ontology annotation, molecular function: enzyme activator activity; mRNA binding. The transcript has 10 exons. The record is from RefSeq and is a predicted model, not a curated record. Gene Ontology annotation, biological process: deadenylation-independent decapping of nuclear-transcribed mRNA; deadenylation-dependent decapping of nuclear-transcribed mRNA; positive regulation of catalytic activity. Lineage: Eukaryota; Metazoa; Chordata; Aves; Tinamiformes; Tinamidae. The coding region runs from base 1 to 1761 and encodes 586 amino acids. Gene Ontology annotation, cellular component: P-body.